Esox lucius (northern pike) is the source of this 2381-nucleotide messenger RNA. Its product is annotated as ectonucleoside triphosphate diphosphohydrolase 2. The record is from RefSeq and is a predicted model, not a curated record. Gene Ontology annotation, biological process: nucleoside diphosphate catabolic process. The transcript has 9 exons. Gene Ontology annotation, molecular function: UDP phosphatase activity; GDP phosphatase activity. Bases 83 to 1621 code for a protein of 512 amino acids. Gene Ontology annotation, cellular component: plasma membrane. Lineage: Eukaryota; Metazoa; Chordata; Actinopteri; Esociformes; Esocidae.
UUUGUAAAAUGAGUUACCUCACUCACGCUGUCAUCUGCAGCGCACUGGUUUUCAGUUGCAAGAAUAGCAUUAUACAUCGCACAUGGCCAAGCAAUAUUUUCACGUUUUCUUAGCGUUUGCGCUAUUACUGUUCGGAAUAGUAUCUAUUCUUCUUUUAACUAUUCCAAUUGGGGACUUGACCGCACCUCCGGAAUUUAUGUAUGGGAUAGUUCUGGACGCAGGUUCCUCUCACACAUCCAUGUACAUCUACAAGUGGCCUGCUGACAAGCAGAAUGACACAGGUGUGGUCACUCAGCACAGCGAAUGCCAUCCCAAGGGUGGUGGGAUCUCUAGCUAUGCGGGGCAGCAGGGAGCGGCUGGGAAAAGCCUUGAGGAUUGUCUGAACCAAGCCAUGCAGGACAUCCCCAGAGCUAGGCAUGAACUCACCCCUGUCUACCUCGGAGCCACCGCCGGCAUGAGGCUGCUCAAUAUCUCUAGCCCGGAACACUCAGCCCAGGUUUUACAGGAAGUGGGUCAAAAAAUCAAAUCAUAUCCUUUUAAAUACCAGGGGGCUGCCAUCUUAAGUGGCCAGGAUGAGGGGGCGUAUGGUUGGGUCACUGUCAACUAUCUCUUGGAGAACUUUAUCAAGUAUGGCUUUAUGGGUCGUUGGUUGAGCCCAGGCAGACCGACGGUGGGGGCACUGGACUUUGGCGGGGCAUCCAUCCAGAUCACCUUUGUGACCAAAGACGAGGUGGAGGAUGCGAAGGACAGGAAGAAGCUACGUCUGUACGGCCACGACUACUCCCUGUACACACACAGCUUCCUGUGCUUUGGACGGGACCAGGUCCUUAAACGCCUACUGGCUAGCCUGGUGAAGGCUCAGGGUCACACAGGCAGUGUGUUCCACCCAUGCUUUCCUGCAGGCUACAGCACCACCAUUAAGAUGGAAACAUUGUUUGACUCUCCAUGCACAGUGGCCCAGAAACCCAGCUCUGGCUACAACCCCCAGGCAGCCCUGUCUGUGGUUGGCAGUGGCGACUACGAUCACUGCCUGGGCAACAUAACUGAGCUCUUCUCCUUCAGCAGCUGCCCUUUCUCCAAGUGCUCUUUUAACCAGGUGUUCCAGCCUAAUGUCAGCGGCCACUUCAUGGCAUUUUCUUCCUUCUUUCAGGCAUUUUCUUCCUUCUUUCACGUUCAUCAGUUCCUACUAAGUGCUACUGGAAUUGAUGUCACCACCCCUGCCCAGUUGGAAAAAGCAACUCGUGCCAUCUGUAACAUGAGCAUCAAUCAGACGUUAGCGCUAGUCCCAGACCAGAGACCUCGUCUGCAGGACUUCUGUGCUGCCUCUUUAUUCACCAAGGUACUCUUAACGAGAGGCUAUCGCUUUGACGAGAAAUCCUUCCCCCACAUUUCUUUCCAAAACAAAGCGGGGGAGACGUCUGUGGGCUGGGCCCUGGGCUACAUGCUCAGUCUGAGCAAUCUGCUGCCAGCCGAGAGCCCCGGCCUUAGGAAAGCCCUGAACCCUGGAGCUUGGACCACCCUGCUCUUCCUUGUCACGCUCCUCCUCAUCACCAACCUGUUGUAUUUCGCCCUGCAAGUCUUCUGCAGUAAGAAGAAAAUAUGUGGUGAUACGGCCAGCUAAUCAUCAUCAAGGUCUUGCUUUCUUGAGACCUGCCAUCACUGUAUUUGGUGGCAAAAGAUGGCAAACUAUUUGGAGGAAAGAUAGCACUGAUUCAGUUGUCUGUUUACACUGACAUGAAAAAGGUAGUACCAGGCUGUCAAAACAUUGGGAAGUGAGGUAUGCAACAAAAUGAGGAAUUGUGGGCUAUAAAUAAGAUGUUCUACAUAACUGUAGCAAAAGAUUAACCCAAAAUGAAAAUUCAAUUUCAUUGUGCUUUGUAUUCAGUACUUUGUAACGUAAAUCUGAUAACAAAAAAUAAACAUGUUUUUACAUGAGUGGUCUUUGCAGAAAAGGCUUGUCUUCAUAAGCUCCAUCGUACAUGUACUACAACUGACUAAAACUACAAGUACCGUCCUAGGAUACCCACUUUUGUGUCCGGAAGCGUGCUACGGAUAGUUUGUCACAUUGAUAGUAGUGUCAUGCUGGCAAUAUUAGAGAUUCCGUAGCAACAAUAAGACUUCCGGUUUUUGGAUUUUCCCUUCAAAAUAAAAGUCCGCGGUAAAACUCGCUAUUAACAAUAAAUGAAGCUAUUAUGCCACUUUGCUUAGUCUAUAUUGUAAAAAUGUAUUGUAGUAAAUGUUCAGGAGAGUAGAUAGAGUGAUUAUAUGUCAAACUAAACAUAGAGAAGCUGCGUUCAGGACUUAUGCUGUUCACAACUGGAAUAAACUACUAGAAGAUCUUAGAAGUGCCCCAAACAUAUACAUUUUUAAAUCCAGGUUAA